AUGAAGGUGUUUUAUUCUGAUGUUUGCUUAAAGCAUGAUCCAAAAUACGAAAUUUUAUCAGGAAAAUUUGUCGAGUAUCUUGAGAGUCCUUCUCGUAUAGUAGCUAUUAAAAAUUAUCUGAGUCAAUUUCGAGAUAUUUUCGAAUUUCACGCGCCAUCUGAUCAUGGGCUCGACCCUAUUUUAUCGGUUCACGAUGUUGAUUACGUUGAAUACUUGCAAACUGCAUAUGUUGAAUGGUGUAACGAAGGCGGAGACAGAAAUGGCGUUAUACCAGAAGCAUUCGCACAUAAAGGAAUAUUGAAUUCUGUCAAGAACAUUAAAAAAGUUAAAUCUUCACUGGCCAAAGCUGGACUUUAUUGUUUUGAUUUGUCUUGUUGUAUCACCGAAGGCACAUGGGAAGCUGUUUAUAAAUCAGCUCAAAUAUGCAUUAGUGCUGCGAUGGAACUUUCAAAAGUCACUUCGGAAAAGUCUGCGGACAAUACGUCGACUGGCGUGUUUGCGCUCUG
Molecule: messenger RNA, 506 nt
Organism: Acaulospora colombiana
Lineage: Eukaryota; Fungi; Glomeromycota; Glomeromycetes; Diversisporales; Acaulosporaceae
Source: the annotation of a GenBank genome assembly